UUCACGACAAGCCAUCAAAAGAAGGCAACCCAUGCGGUGGAAGGCAGCUCGCUAGACUGACGCUGCUCUAGCCCAGAAGAAAAUGCCGAUGAAUAAGAUGUGCAGCUGUCAUGAAAUCCAGGACGGGCCGAGUAGGCCAAUUGGUAUAUGAGAAACGAGUGAAAGAGGAAAAAAAAUUGACUGGUCGUAAAAAGAAAGCUCGAGACACUCGUGGCUGCAAAGAUGCGAUAGUCCCAAACUUCGCAGCUUUAUUCAUCCUGGUCAUUGCCAUUGAUGAUUUUUUUCUCCCACAUCAUUUCUUUCUCCCCUUUCAUUUCUUUCGUCACCUCUCCAAUGGCUAUUGUUUGACUCCUUCUACCUAGGACACUAAUUCGAUCAUGACGACCCCACCCUUGAACUUACUCCCAAACUCGCCCCACAACCCCCUUAAUGUGUGCGCGAUGUCUUCUACAAGAGAGAAGGUCUAGGAACCGGAGCCAAGACCUCCGCUU
Molecule: messenger RNA, 491 nt
Organism: Aspergillus campestris IBT 28561
Lineage: Eukaryota; Fungi; Ascomycota; Eurotiomycetes; Eurotiales; Aspergillaceae
Exons: 1
Coding region: 111-362 (83 amino acids)
Source: RefSeq, a predicted model, not a curated record